Molecule: messenger RNA, 1017 nt
Organism: Rosa rugosa (rugosa rose)
Lineage: Eukaryota; Viridiplantae; Streptophyta; Magnoliopsida; Rosales; Rosaceae
Product: cyclic nucleotide-gated ion channel 1-like
Exons: 5
Coding region: 1-1017 (338 amino acids)
Source: RefSeq, a predicted model, not a curated record
AUGGAUAUCGAGGAGGUCCCAGACUUAAGCGUUACAACACCGGAUUACAUUUCACAGGGUAGCUUAGGACAAAAUCCGAUUUCUGUAACUCCAGUAACUCCAAUGAGGAAAGCAUGGUCAAAAGUUACUCUAAUUUGGGAUAUAUAUUCAGCAGGAACAACUAUAAUGGUGAAGAUAAUAUUUUCAAGAGUAAUUCGCUCUAUACAUGAAAUUCUAAGUUGGAAAUGGAUAUUUGUGGUAUCAUGCAUUGCAGUCUCAUUGGAUCCUUUGUUCCUUUACAUUCCGAUCAUCGAGGGAAACAAGUGCCUUGGAAUCGACAGAAAUUUGAGGAUAGUAACUCUAGUUCUCCGAUCACUUAUAGAUAUCACUUUCAUAACUCACAUUAUUGGUCUAAUUUCUGAUUGGAAAUACUCUGACGGCCCCCAAAGGCACGUCUCCUACUUCGACUCUCACUUUGAGCCAGCAUCAGGCUUGCUUUGGAAACUAAAGUUCCUUAAACAAGCCAUAGCUAAGAGGAUGCCAUGGUUAUCUGGUACUGUCAUGAUCCACUUUCUUGCUAUUCUUCCUAUCCCACAGGUGGCAAUAGUAUAUGUCUUUGCUCUAAUUGGAAGCUCUGAAUUUUUUCUCAAAACUGCGAUUAUCAACUUAUUUCUUGUCUUCCAAUAUUUCCCGAGGGUUUGCCAAAUCUACCUAUCAAGUAAACUCAACAUGACCGGAACACGGGUUAAAGGUGGAUUCAAUUUGUUUUUGUAUAUCCUUGCAAGUCAUGUUAUUGCAGCCUACUGGUAUCUUUUUGCAAUUCAGAGAGAGAUCUCAUGUUGGCACCAGGCUUGUGAAAAAAGUGCAGGAUGCCUAGCAACUUAUGCUUGUGGUGGCAGUACUUCAAUGAAUAUCACAUUCCAAAAUGAGCUUUGCCCAAUAUUUUCACCAAAUACUACAUUAUUUGAUUUUGGAAUAUUUCUUGAUAUUCUUCAGUCUGGUAAUGCAGGAUCAGUUGGUAAUGAAUUUCCGUAUUAG